This is a messenger RNA of Caenorhabditis elegans, 388 nucleotides long. RefSeq names its product Protein ORF59 (gene R02D5.10). The record is from RefSeq and is marked reviewed. NCBI's taxonomy places the organism in Eukaryota, Metazoa, Nematoda, Chromadorea, Rhabditida, Rhabditidae. The transcript has 2 exons. The coding region runs from base 14 to 307 and encodes 97 amino acids.
UUAUUUCUUAACAAUGAAGAUUUUGAAAGUAGCAACGGUGUUGGUUGUUUCCGGAGUCACACUUUACGUCGUUUAUCGAUGUUACAAAUAUGGAACAGUGUUUGGAAAGAUAGUUGAGCAGGAGGAGCAAGAAGAAAAUGAAAAUAAGCAGAGAAAUGAGGAAGGCACUGAAACAACUACUUCAUGCUCGGCGAGCCCAUCUUCAAGGACAAAUAAGAGGAAAAAGAAGCGUCACCGUCGCCGUGCCCCUGCUCCCACCGCCAUCCACGAUUCAAGCACAGACUCCUCGUCGGUUAUUAAAAAUUAGAAACCGCAAACAAUUUCCGGUCGUUUUUUGAAUAAAUGUGUCAUCGUUUUCUUUUCUGCAAUGAAUGCUUGAAUAUUAGAA